Messenger RNA from Andrographis paniculata, 692 nucleotides. RefSeq lists its product as uncharacterized. The transcript has 5 exons. The coding region runs from base 1 to 588 and encodes 195 amino acids. Lineage: Eukaryota; Viridiplantae; Streptophyta; Magnoliopsida; Lamiales; Acanthaceae. The record is from RefSeq and is a predicted model, not a curated record.
AUGAUUCUUAUACAACAGAAGGAAAAUUCCUUUUCUGGCAUACAAAGGGUAUAUUACCCCUCUAAAAAAUCACAUGAAAGUGGGCUUGAGAAGAAAACGAUUAGGCCUGAGAUGUUGCUGAAUUAUCCUCACCACUGCAGCUUAUGGCCAGCAGCAAAGCUCCUCCCUCCUCGCAAUCACCUCCGGCCUGAGAAAUUGAAGUUAAAGAGUGCUGCAACACCCACGUUGUUAAGAAGGAACCAGAGCUGCCGGCGGCGGCGGUGGUGGCGGCGGACAUCUUCUACAGCCGCAAUUUCAGCUUCGCUUGGCCAACUGGAUCUAACAGAAGACAACAUCAAGCAGGUGUUGGCCGAUGCCAGAACUGAGUUGGCACAGCUCUUCGAUACAUCAGUUAAUAUUACAGGGAAAGCAGAGCUUGCCGAACUUGAUGGGCCGUAUGUGAAGAUCAGCCUGAGUGGCCGGUUUUGGCACAAGCGUUCGACGGUUCUUGCUCGUCUUGGGAAUUACUUGAAGCAGAGAAUUCCUGAAAUAUUGGAAGUCGACAUUGAAGACGAGAAGCAGCUCGACGAUAGCCCUGAAAACUUUUGAUGCUUUCCUUUCAAUGUUAACUUUAUUCUUAUUUGCAGUCGAAGUCAUCUUCAAGUAAAAAUGUAAAAGAAUAACAUAAAAUAAUUCCAUUUCCAAUUUUGAAG